GGGGAGGGAAAGGGUAAAAAAAUUAAUUGGGUUAAAUGGGAGAAGGUUUGCAAAAACAAACAGUAUAGUGGGUUGGGAGUGAGACAGAUGAGGAAGUUCAACUUGGCGUUUAUGGGGAAAUGGUGGGGAUGGCUAGCAACUAAGGAACAGGGUCUAUGGGAUAAGGUUAUAGCUAGUAAGUAUGGUGGGAGAGGUGGUCAUUGGCUUGAUUGGGUAAGGGAGGGAAGGGGAAUAGGAUCAUUAUGGUGGAGAGAUGUGUGCUGUCUUAACAAUGUGGACGAGGAGAGUGAAGGGUGGUUGACAGAGGGUUUCAAGCUAAAAUUAAGGGAGGGAAAGGGAGAAAGGAGAAAGAAUGCUUCCAAAUGGGUAAUGAGGAAAAUGGAACAUGGAAGUGGAAUCUCGGGUGGAGGAGAGCCUUGUUCAACUGGGAAAGAGAAGAAGUUGCGGAAUUGCAAAGAAAGAUUGACAAUGUGUAGAUAUAUCCGGGUAGUCCUGACACAUGGAAAUGGGAGCUUAGCAAGGAAGGCAAUUACUCAACUAAAAUAGCCUAUAGAUUAUUGGCAAAUGAGCAAAAUGGACUGGAGAAAACUGUGGUAGGAAAUAGGAUCUUGUCAUAAGAUUGGAUGGCUUUGUCCUUAAUGUUAAAUGGGCAUUGAUGGAAUCCCCUAGAUGUAAUCUAAUAAGCUGCACUAAGCAGCUAAUUGACUCUACUUGGAAAUAAGGCAGAGUCAGUAGAUGCUCAAUGGCUUUUUCUUUUUGUAUUAUGGGCAAUAAUACCCCUUGUACUCUAUCUAAUGAAAUCAUUUUGUUGUG
This is a messenger RNA of Rubroshorea leprosula, 813 nucleotides long. NCBI's taxonomy places the organism in Eukaryota, Viridiplantae, Streptophyta, Magnoliopsida, Malvales, Dipterocarpaceae. The record is from the annotation of a GenBank genome assembly.